This is a messenger RNA of Cyprinus carpio (common carp), 3325 nucleotides long. Its product is annotated as kelch-like protein 31. Gene Ontology annotation, molecular function: protein binding. The record is from RefSeq and is a predicted model, not a curated record. Lineage: Eukaryota; Metazoa; Chordata; Actinopteri; Cypriniformes; Cyprinidae. Gene Ontology annotation, cellular component: cytoplasm; nucleus.
CUUUUCCACUAACUCCUGCUGCCAACAGAGCUCUGACAGACAGACAGACAGACAGUGAGAGACCGAUUACCAGGGAGAGAAAGAAAACAGUGUGGAUUCAAGAACUAGAAGAAAGCGAAUGAAAGAACAAGAAAAGACAAAGAAGAAGAGCUGGAAGAGAGCUAUAAAGUAGAGGUGGUGUGCGCUGACGUGGAUCAAUCACACUCCUCAACUGUUAGUUUGCAAGUGUAGUGCGUCUGUCUGUCCAUAUCUUGGUUAAUCUGUGCUUUUGUGAUUCAAAAUCAGCCUGGUAGUAAAAACCUUUAAAGAAACACAAAUAAAUAAAUAAAUAAAACUUAACCUGACUGAUAAAAAGCUAUCAUCUAACAAGCCUACAUAUUACAAUGGCUCCCAAGAAGAAGUCACCCCGGCCUAAGAAGUCCAUUCCUGAACCAACAACAGUUGAGAGUGGAGUAGUUGUCCCAGAGCCUAGUGUUAAGAAACUUGAGCUUCCUUUUAAUGUUGAGCAGCUGAACCGGCUCAAUGGGGUGCCCUUGCCACCCCCUGUGAUUAAACCUGGGGAGAAAGGUUUUGGCCUGGGCAGUGAGCUCACCCGCCCCCUGCAUGGAUCCGCUUUGCUGGAGGAGCUGAGCCGCAUGAGACAGGAACGAUUCCUCACUGACAUGGAAAUAGCCUGCAAAACCAAGGCAUUCGAUGUUCACAAGCUAGUAAUUUCCUCAGUCAGCCAGUAUCUUCGUGAAGUCCUGGCAAAGGACCCUGGACUCAAACGGCUGGAACUUCCUACCCUCUCACCUCUCGGACUUGCCAAUGUGAUUACGUUUGCUUACCUGGGCCGUGUGCACAUGUCCCUGUACACCAUUGGCUGCACUGUGUCUGCAGCCAGCACCCUACAAAUCCCUCAUCUUCUCCAGAUGUGCAUGGACUUCCUGAUGGCUGAGCUGAAUGUGCACACCUGUGUGUACGUGUGGAAUAUUGGCGCUGCAUAUGGCCUGAUGCCUGUCCGCGAGGCUGCCCGGCGCUACAUUCUGGAGAAUUUUGCCCAGUUUUCUGAGACAACCCAAUUCAACCAACUCACCCUGGAACAGAUCACAUCUUUCCUCCAAGAUGACAACCUAGCUCUUCCUUCAGAGGUCACCACCUUUCAGAUUGCAAUGAGGUGGUUAGACUUUGACCCAAAGAGGCAAGAACAUGCUGCAGAUCUGCUGUCUCAUGUGCGCUUUGAGACCAUCCCUGCCAAUGACCUGGUUAGUGAGAUCCAGCCAGUGGCGCGUAUGAUGCUAGAUCCUCGGUGUCAUCGUCUUCUGGUGGAUGCCAUGAACUACCAUUUGCUGCCCUACCAGCAGAACACAUUGCAGUCACGGCACACAAAGGUCCGCGGAAGCCAGAAUGCUCUUCUAACCAUUGGGGGUCGUCCUUCACUAACUGAGCGUGCCCUAAGUCGAGAGGUGCUUUGGAGAGAUCCGCGAGAGGGAAUGGCUACAUGGCGUCAUCUUACUCAGCUUCCAGCAAAGAGUUUCAACCAGUGCGUGGCUGUGAUGGAUGGAUUCCUGUAUGUGGCAGGAGGAGAAGAUCAAAAUGAUGCCCGAAACCAAGCUAAACAUGCUGUUGGCACCCUUAGCAGAUACGAUCCUCGCUUCAACACUUGGCUGCAUCUUACCAGCAUGCGCCAACGACGUACCCAUUUCAGUUUGGUGGCCACUGGUGGACGGCUGUAUGCUAUUGGUGGCCGCAACACUGAAGGCCUCUUGGCCACCAUUGAGAGCUACCAGCCCUCUACCAACACUUGGCAACUCCGUACUCCAAUGGAUAUGCCACGAUGCUGCCAUGCUAGUGCCGUCCUACCGUCGGGAGACAUCUUGGUGACUGGUGGGUAUGUUAACUGCGCUUACUCUCGCUCUGUCAUUUGUUAUAGCAUUGACAGUGACACUUGGAGCGAGCAGGGAGAGUUGGAAACACCUCGUGGCUGGCACUGCUCUGCAACAGUAGUUGACAAGGUGUACGUGGUAGGAGGUAGCCAACUUGGUCCCGGCGGAGUCCGCAUUGAUGUGAUGACCAUGGAGGUCUUCAACCCUGAGAGCAAGGAGUGGACCAGAGCUGCCACCCUGCCCCUGGGAGUGAGCACAGCUGGUAUGUCUCCACUGGGAGAUCAUCUGUACCUGCUAGGCGGAUGGAAUGAAGCAGAGAAACGUUACAAGUCAGUAGUCCAACGCUACGACCCAGGCACUGACAGCUGGUCAACAGUGGAAGACCUGCCGGAACCCAUUGUGGGGGUGUCCUGCUGUGCCCUUCCCUUGCCCCCACGUCACACAUCCCGCAGACACCGGAACACACCUUCCAAUGAAGAUCAGAGCAGUGUGACACAGCAUAACUCUGCAUGAGAAAGAAAAGCUGGGGGAAAACAAAGAGCAAGAAAGAAACCGGUGAAAGGAGAGAUUGUUGAGUGUAAGAGAGAGAGAGAGAGACGUAUUGGUGAAAUGGAAAUUUAAAGAGUAGAAUGUAAAAAGAACAACAGCAUGAAGGGAAAAGCACAGAAGUCUUUGUUUUUUAAAACUUGUUCUUAAACUCCAAAGAUGCAUUAAGUAUACAGGGAGUUCAAAGACGAGGUACUACCUAGGGCCCAUAUAAAGAAUGUGAAAGGUACAUUUCACAAGAGCCUCUGCAGUGCAAGGAAUUUAGAGGUAUUUUCUUAUGAGUUUCUAUAAAUGAGUUUUAGAAAUUGAGCUAUACAGUUUUAUUGAAAAUACCAUUUUGGAUUAUCAGCAAGCUAAUUUAGUAGUACUGAAUUAAGUAAUAUCAGUUUAUUUAUUUCUCGCAUUAUUUAUUGUUUUUAUUUAUUAUAAGUUUAUCGAUUUUCUCUUAACCAAACCCAAUAACUGCAAAAGUUUUUCAGGUCUACUUAAAUUUCUUAUAUGCAAAGAGGUGCAAUGCAAAAGUCAAUACCCACCUCAGACACACAAUUGGGCACCAAACUAUUGAUAUUGCCCACCAAAGAAUGUGCAUAAUGCCACACAUAUUAACCAACAUUUUUAGACUGGUUAUGAAUAAAAAAUAAAUAAAAAAAACAUUUCCUGUUUAACCCCUUUAUGUAUUUAAGUUAUAUUAAAGGGUCUUUAUUUGACUGUGUAGAGAACACCUAUAAACAGUAUAAAACAAAACCCUUUAAAAGAACCAGUAAAAAUACCCAACAAAAUGUCAACAAUUGAAUACAUGGCCAAAUGGAAAUAAAUGCAUAAUCUGGAAAAUGUAGCAGAUUAGAGCCUUGACUGAAGUGUUGUCUGGUAAAUAGAUCUCUGGGAUUUCAUUGAAUAAAACUUGUUAAAAAUAA